AACCUUUUUAACUUCCGGGUUAUGUCAGUUGAAGCAAUGACAUUGUACCAAACAUUACACAUGUCAGUCUGCCGAGUGGCUUAUACUUUGUUAAUUUACAUGCUCUGAAGGCUCAGAUAACUUUGAGAUUGUCGUCAACAUGUCAUCCCCCACGACAAGUCUUACAGAGGAGCAGCAGCGCAGAGCAGCACAGCCGCAGCUGGGCAUAGACUAUGCCCCCACAGAAGAAGAGAGGAGGGUGCUGAGAGAGUGCAACAGCGAAAGCUUGUGGUAUAGGUCAUUGCCAUUUUCUGUGCUUAGCAUGGCUGUCACUCAAGCCUUGGUUGCCAGAGGUACCCUGUCUGUUUCUCCGAAGUUUGGAUCGCUUCCCAAAGUGGCUUUUGCUGGCUUCUUUGGCUACCUGGUUGGAAAAGUGUCAUACAUGAAGACAUGCCAGGAGAAGUUCAAGGCAAUGGAGAACUCCCCCGUGGGGGAGAUCCUCAGACAGAAAGCAAGAAUGCCUCCACAGUAUUCCAGUGGUCCUCAGUCAGAGCUGAGUGAUUCAGAUUCCCAGACAUUUGACACCAUGUUCCAGGCAGCAGAACCUCUGAGCCCCAUGUCCUCCCAGACCAGAGAUUAUGGAUUUGGCUACAAUCCAGAGCCACAUGUGCAAAUGGGCAGAGCAGAUGACUUCAGCUCUCCAAUCCAGUCUUAUGUGGAUGAGGAUGAGUCCAGGAGGAAGCCCAUCCUCUACGAAGACCUGAGGCUGAAAAACAGAGAAAACUACGAGGUCACACUCACUCAGAAGACUGAGACAUUGCUCAAACCAUCACCACCACCACAGAAGGAGCCAGAUAGACCUAAGAAUGAGGUGAAAAAGAACAUCUAUGGAGACACUUGGGAAGAAUGAGCCCUAAUUUAAAAUUCACACAUAUACAGACAUCUCAUGAUCUACUUUUCAUAAAGUUGUAUGACUUUCUGUCUUUGUCAAUAAAACCAAAAUGUACUUAAA
Mugil cephalus (flathead mullet) is the source of this 991-nucleotide messenger RNA. Its product is annotated as OCIA domain-containing protein 1. The transcript has 8 exons. The record is from RefSeq and is a predicted model, not a curated record. Bases 140 to 889 code for a protein of 249 amino acids. Gene Ontology annotation, cellular component: endosome. Lineage: Eukaryota; Metazoa; Chordata; Actinopteri; Mugiliformes; Mugilidae.